UUACUGUGCAACUGGGGUGAUCCCUAUCCGCAUCUUUGAAGAGAGAUUGUUUUUAGCAUAGAGAUGGUAGAGGGGAUAGAGAGAAUGAGUAGUAGCAGCGGCAACGUAAACUCUGUGUUCUACGCCGACACAUACCAUCCGAUUCAGACAGGAAGCAUCGACGGUACGGACAUUCAUCCUCACGACAACGCCGUCUACAGAGCUCUCCUCUGUUCUUCCGCUGGCCUCUAUGACCCAUUUGGUGAUCCGAAGGUUACAGGGGACCCUUAUUGCACUAUCUUCGUGGGUCGUCUCUCUCACUUCUCCACAGAAGAGACUCUUCACAAGGCUAUGAGCAAAUAUGGGAAGGUGAAGAACUUGCGAUUGGUCAGACACAUUGUAACCGGUGCAUCACGUGGUUAUGCCUUUGUUGAGUUUGAAACUGAAAGAGAGAUGCGGCGAGCAUAUGAGGAGGCUCAUCAUUCGUUUAUAGAUGAUUCUGAAAUCAUAGUUGAUUACAAUAGACAGCAGUUGAUGCCAGGGUGGAUUCCAAGAAGAUUAGGAGGGGGCCUUGGUGGUAAGAAGGAAUCAGGACAGCUUCGUUUUGGAGGACGAGAAAGACCAUUUCGAGCUCCGCUACGACCAAUUCCAUACGAUGAUUUGAAAAGGCUAGGCAUCCCACCUCCUCCAGAAGGAAGAUACAUAUCACGCUUUCAGGUUCCAUCACCACCCAGAAGGAAAAGAAGUUCUGUGGAGAGAGAGGAACGGUCUCACAAGCGACACAAAAGCAGUAAACAUUCCCAUCGACACAGGAGAAGUUCUGCUAGUCGGAAUUACUCUUCUGAUGACUAACCCCUUAAUUCUUGUUUCCUUCUCUUGUGUGUGUGACUGUGUGUGUGUGUGUGUGUGUGUGUGUGUGUGACAGAGAGAGAGAGAGAGAAAACAUGCAGGUUGAAUGGUUGCCACUCUUUUAUCAAUUGUGAUAUAUCUCUUGAUGUGUUCACUGACUCUCACAAAAUUGGCUACUAAAAAUAAUUUAAUGUCUGAUCUUUUCAUGGCCAUCCAAA
Molecule: messenger RNA, 1046 nt
Organism: Cornus florida
Lineage: Eukaryota; Viridiplantae; Streptophyta; Magnoliopsida; Cornales; Cornaceae
Product: U11/U12 small nuclear ribonucleoprotein 35 kDa protein-like
Exons: 8
Coding region: 64-831 (255 amino acids)
Biological process (GO): mRNA splicing, via spliceosome
Cellular component (GO): precatalytic spliceosome; U12-type spliceosomal complex
Molecular function (GO): mRNA binding; snRNA binding
Source: RefSeq, a predicted model, not a curated record